CAGCCGGGAGCCCGCUGAUCGCUGCAUAUUUGUUAGAUGUGCGUUUAAAACAUUUUUGAUAUCUGGAAAUGAGUGCCAAAAAAAUGGCAUCAAAUAUGGAUGUCACGACUCAAGUUUCAUCAACACUAUGGUUGAAGUCCCUCAGUCUCAAAAAGAAGAAGCUCACACUGCCUAAGAUCCUGGCACAGCUCGGUUUCCAGCAAAGGGAAGACUAUGUGAAUAAGCUAGGACGUCCAGUGUCUUCACGAUAUUCAAAUGGACUUUUUCGGCAAUAUAACAGCAAUGGUAAAAUAUACAAUUUGACAACCAGGAUGGAAGAAGUUGUGCAGAAGGCUGAAUCUCUCAAAGAGGCUAUUGGAUUGUAUAAUCAAAGACUGGAUUGGCUGAAGAGCUCAAGUCGUCUGGUGUUUGGUGUGAUCCAAGAACAAUCAAUAACCAUUAUUCUAGACCUAAGUACAGUCUCUAAAGUACAGUAUGACUUAUGCCGUGAUGCCAUUAGUCUUGUUAUCAGAGAACAGGUGGCACAAAUUUCCAAGUUUAACCUCAUUUGGGUUUCUCAGGAGCCAGUGAAGUGGCAUCAGAAUGUUAUUCAUGUCACUCAGUAUUCCAUACAGCAAGCUGUAGAGUGGAUUUGGAAUCUUCAGCAUUCUCCAGUGGUCACUGUUGAGAGUGCAGCUGAAGCUCUAUCUGAAGCCCUGGAUGACCAGGUAGAUGCUGUAUAUUAUUUUUGUGUUGGAGAUGUUCCUGUUGGAAAGACACAGCGCCUGCUAACUUGCAUUGAAAACAGUCCAUGUCCCCUUCAUGUUGUCUCCUAUCACCCUCACAAAAUGGAAAGCAUGAUGAUGGUGAGAGAGUUAAGUCUUCGAACAUCUGGAAGGUUCCAUGUUUGGUUAGAGGAAAUGUUAACACAAGAUGAUAAAAAUCCAGAAGGGGCCAAAAAAACAACUGACAAAAAUUUCCCAGAGUUUGAUCUCAAGAAAGAUGAAGAGUUGAUUGCCGAGGAGCUGGAGGAAGCACAGGAGACGCUAAAGCAAUUGCAGGAUAUUUUAAGAAAUCUGUACCACUCAGAAGAAGAUACUAAUAGCUGUCCUGUAUCAGAAGAGGCUGCUGAGGACUGUGUAAGCUCAGAAGAAUGGCUGAAGAUGUUUGGCUUGAAGCCACAGAAGCUCCUCUUUUAUGAAGCCCUAGCAGACUGUGCCUUUCGCCAUAGUGACGGAGUAGUGGAUAUUAGGACCAAACCGGAGGAUGAAUCUGUGCAAACAGAUGCAGAAAACAAUGUGAAACUGAUCAAUGCCAAGUACUGUGACCAGUUUGUCCAUAUUCUUUGGAAAGAUGGUUCUGUGGUGCAUGUCCAUAUCAGUAAGGAGAAGUACAGAUGGUAUGAAGAAAGAAUGAAAACUGCAUUGAACAAGUUGGAAAGAAGAGUAAAAUGGCUUCAAAAAGGGAGCAGAGAGCUGUUUGGAACUAUACUUGAGGAUCAAGUCUAUAUUCUCAUUGACACUUCCCAUUCCAUGAAAGACAAGCUGUUUUUGGUGAAGGAAAAAAUAUUUCAGCUUAUGCAGGAGCAACUUAAACACAAAAAGAUGUUCAACUUUGUAAAGUUUGAUGCAAAAGUAGAGGCUUGGAAAGCAAAGUUAGCAGAAGUUAAUAAAGAAAAUAUGAAGGAAGCAUCAUACUGGGUUAAGGAAUUGCAGGUUGGCAGCUCAACAAAUACCCUGAAGGCUCUCCAGGUGGCUCUGUCCGAUAGUAAUACCCAGGCAGUUUAUUUACUUACAGAUGGACGUCCCGAUCAGCCAACAGAAACAUUUCUUGAACACAUCAACCUGUUCAGGCCUGUGCCUAUCCAUACAAUUUCAUUUAACUGUGAUGAUACCGAGGCUAAUAGCUUCUUGUAUGAGCUCUCCAACAAGACCAGCGGUCGUUUCCAUGCUUAUACAAGUCAAUUAACAAACCCUGAUGCUCCACAACCUUUUGUGAGUGAAGACAUAAAACUCCUUUUAAAUGAGAUUGAUGAAGGGAGAUCCAACUUGGAGAAGGUCAAAAAACUUCAUGUUGAAUGUUUAAUGCUGGACUGGUACCACAAUGGAGCCAAGGAUCUAUCACACAGGCCACUCGAAACUCAAAGCCUGUCUUCUCAGGAAUUCAAAACGUUCUCACCAUUAUUACAAAUAACAAGAAGUUUAAAUCAACCUAGACUAAUCCGAAGGAAGAAAAUCCGGCAUGCAGAGCAUACAAAGUCUAGUAUCCUCAGAGCUCUGAGUCACGGUGUGACACUGUCUGAGAGUACAGCAGACCUGGACAUGCCUCCUGAAACCAGAGAACUUUUCCUCAUUAAGGACAAGAAAACUAACUCCGUCCUGAAAGAUUUAAACAUUAUAGAGAGGAACAGCUUGCAAGAAAAACCUAAAAGAAAACCUAAAACUGGUCUAGACAUUUCUUCAUCACGCUGGCUGAAGACACAUGGGCUGGUUGCUAGAAGGCUCACUAUAAUGGACGCCCUGGCCCCAACCACUAUUCCACACUCUUCUACAUAUAUUCCAGUUCUUGACAAGCAUGUUGUUUCUAAAGUGUUUGAUGAGGUGUUCCCCUUGGCUCACGUAAGUGGAAACAGGAAACUUAUCACAUUAAUUAAUCCCCAAGCUGUGAAUCUCGCAGACUACAAGGAGAAGCUUGAGCAGGCAAUUAAGUCAUAUGAAAGGCGUCUAAAUUUAAUCGUGUGGAGAGCUCUAUCGCAGAUAGCAAGAGAUAAAUUUGACAGCGAUGUACCAGUAUCAUACUUGGAAAAUAAAGAGGCUCUGCUACAGGCUCUAGAUAGGCUUGGGUGGCCUGUCUCUGCUGAAGACGUUAUGCUGCUGGAAGAUGAAAUUGUGACUGGGAAAACGUAUCUUCAGCAAGCAACAGAUCUGCAAGAGGCUAGCAAGAAUAACUCAAAGGAACAGUCCAGUAAGGAAGAGCAUGAAAAGCAAAAGACUGAGAAAAAAGUGAAAAGACAACGACUAGAUGCACUGCGAGGUCAAAAAGUCAUUGCAAGGUCUGAGGUUGAUGGAUUUUACUAUUCAGGCACAGUGUUAAGAAGUAUUAAUUCCAAAAGGGCCCUUGUGGAUUUCGUGCAAGGAGAAAAUCUAAUUGUUCCCAUCAGAUUUAUUUUACAAACAGGUGGAGCCAUACCCUGGCCGAUUUUGAAGGUUGGAGAUUGUGUUUUUGCAAAAACUGGGGCAAAAGGAGGAGGUGGUUGCUAUCUACCUGCUGUGGUCAUAGCAACACCAAGGUCUGAAGCAGCAGAUAAGCUAUAUACAGUUCUCUAUUACAACAACAGAAAAGGACAUUGUUUAAGGAGUGAGCAAUUUAAAAUAAGCCCAUCUCAGUUUUCUGUUUCCUGUAGCUAUAUCAGAAAAGCCCAGAUGAUUGAUUACACCAUCCCAAGCGUCCAGUUUGUUGAGCCCAUCCUAAAACCAUCCCCACCAAAGGAAGAAAAGAAGAGCAGAUCUUUGUCAACGGGAAGCAGGCGUUCAUUGAAUUUGCAUGUAAGACCUAGGACACCUGAUGGCAAUGACAGUGACUCUUCCACUAGUGCUGACAGCACAAGCAAAGACAAUAAUCUUCCAAGUGAAAACACUAACAAGAAACUAGAAGAUUUGGCUUUGCAAAUUAGUCAGCACCAAAAAGAGCAAAAAGAAAAUCAACAGCAAAUACAGAGGCUUCUUAAAGAACUAACAAAACUGAGUUCCCAUCAAGGUAAAAAUAAAAUGAAAGAAGAAGAGGAAAAAGACCUAACAGAACAGAAAAUUGAUCUUCUUGAGCAGUUGAAAAUGCUGAUACCCAUUAGUAACACGAAAAAGGAAGUGGAUGUGAAACCAGAUGUCAGUGCUAUACAGCCAGCUGUUCCCGGACAAAAGGUGGUGUCUGUCUGCUCUCACAAUGGAUGGUAUGAAGAAGGAUUUAUUAUCCAUGACUGUGGAGAUCUCACCUAUUUUGUCAAGAGGGCCUCUGGAGAAGUAGCAAGGAUACAAAGGGAAGACAUACUGAGUGAUGCUGAUGACUACACAAAGGAGAUAAAGGAAGGUGACUGUGUGAUUGGACCACACCCUUUGCUUCCUGGGAGCUACUGUCCAGGAAUUAUUGUGAGAUGUACUCCUGAUCUUAAAGUGAUGAUACUAUAUCAGGAUAAUAGUGAAGCCAUCGCUCCAAGAGAACAGGUUUACCUGAUAGGUCCUGACAAGUAUGAACGUGCUACUGCAUACAUCCUGCAAUGCAAAGAGCGAUGGGUUGGGCAGCCUGUCAUUGCCAGGAAUGAUGACACUGGAGCAUUUCAUUUAGCUGAAGUACUGAAGCAUGCUGAUGACGGGAAACAGUAUGUCAUUUCAUGGUCAGAUGGCAAAACAACUACUCAAGACAUAGAGUGGAUUUUUGGGAAGUUCAGCCAGCCACACAUUCUCAGUGUUGGUGACCAUGUGUUGACUUUGGCCAAUCCAUCUACGUUCACAUUCCUUCCUGGUGUCAUUAUUGGUGUCAAUGGAGCAAAGCUACAGAUAAACUUUUGUGAUGGAAGAAGGUGUAACAAUGUAGAAUCUUAUCACUGCUUUGGCCUUUCCGAGAAGAAGUAUAACAGUGCUUUUCAAUUCUACCAGCAGUGCAAGCAGAGACAAGAUGCAGAUAAACACUAUAUAUCCUCAGAUACUGAAGAUUCCCUAUCAGAUAUCUCCUCUUUCACAGUAUCAUCAGUUGGGUCAAACAGAAAAGCUGUAAGAUAAAUGACUACAGAUCACUGAUACACAGAAUGCUUCAUUUUUUUAUAGGUUAGGUU
Molecule: messenger RNA, 4804 nt
Organism: Nanorana parkeri
Lineage: Eukaryota; Metazoa; Chordata; Amphibia; Anura; Dicroglossidae
Gene: VWA3B
Product: von Willebrand factor A domain containing 3B
Exons: 35
Coding region: 69-4751 (1560 amino acids)
Source: RefSeq, a predicted model, not a curated record